Molecule: messenger RNA, 1010 nt
Organism: Molossus molossus (Pallas's mastiff bat)
Lineage: Eukaryota; Metazoa; Chordata; Mammalia; Chiroptera; Molossidae
Gene: RAB33B
Product: RAB33B, member RAS oncogene family
Exons: 2
Coding region: 96-785 (229 amino acids)
Biological process (GO): Rab protein signal transduction
Cellular component (GO): Golgi apparatus; endosome
Molecular function (GO): GTP binding; GTPase activity
Source: RefSeq, a predicted model, not a curated record
UGCGGGCUGGGCGUGCUCGCUCGCUCGCGGUGGCGUAAUUUCCCUGCGGGUCUGCAUCUCCUUCCCUCGGCCUCCGUGCGGGGCGGGGCAGGAGAAUGGCUUCGGAGAUGGAGUCGUCGCUGGAGGCGAGCUUCACGUCCAGCGGAGCGCUGUCGGGGUCCUCAGUGUUUUUGCCGCCGGCACGCUCCCGCAUCUUCAAGAUCAUCGUGAUCGGCGACUCCAACGUGGGCAAAACGUGCCUGACCUACCGCUUCUGCGCCGGCCGCUUCCCCGACCGCACCGAGGCUACCAUCGGGGUGGAUUUCCGAGAACGAGCCGUGGAGAUUGAUGGGGAGCGCAUCAAGAUCCAGCUCUGGGACACAGCGGGCCAAGAACGCUUCCGAAAGAGCAUGGUGCAGCACUACUACAGAAAUGUGCAUGCUGUUGUCUUCGUGUAUGACAUGACCAACAUGGCCAGUUUCCAUAGCCUGCCAUCUUGGAUAGAAGAAUGCAAACAGCAUUUGCUAGCCAAUGAUAUACCACGGAUUCUUGUUGGAAAUAAAUGUGACUUAAGAAGUGCCAUUCAGGUGCCUACAGACUUGGCACAAAAAUUUGCUGAUACACACAGUAUGCCUUUGUUUGAGACAUCUGCUAAAAACCCCAAUGAUAAUGACCACGUGGAAGCUAUAUUUAUGACCUUGGCUCAUAAGCUUAAGAGCCACAAACCAUUGAUGCUUAGUCAACCCCCUGAUCAUGGAGUUACCCUGAAGCCUGAACCGAAGCCUGUGAUGACAUGCUGGUGCUAAAUAACAGUCUUUAUGAUACUGUUGAAUUUUGACUAAAGAAGUACUUUUGAAGUAUCAGAGUGAUAGUCAUAAGAUUUAAUCUCAAAUAUAAUGGAUCAUCCUAGCACUUCACUGUUUAUCAUCAUUAUGCUCACUUCUGUAUUUUGUCUUUACAUAAUCAAGUUUGUCACUCUGACAACAUAAGAAAAAAGUUGGGCCUUGGCCAGUGUGGCUCAGCUGGUUGAG